AAAAUUUCCCCCCUAUUGAUUCAUCAAAGAAGAAACACCUUGGGUGAGUGCGCAUUACGCACCUAGGCAUAGACAUACUAAAACCCGUUCAAAUUGGAUUAUCCCCGGACCACCACCAUACUCCCCGUGUCAACCAUUUUCAGACAAAAAGCCCCUAAGUCUUCCCCAAACCCCUUCUCUUCUCCACUUCCCCCAACAAAAAUGGCGGACAAGAAACCAGAGCCGGCGACCAAAAACCCUAAGAAGGCCAAUCUCCUGGAUCACCACUCCAUCAAACAUAUCCUCGACGAGACCGUCUCCGAGAUCGUAUCUAGCCGUGGAUAUGUAGAAGACGUGAGGCUGAGCAAUGUUCGAUUGUUGCUCGGAACUGUCAUCAUCGUCAUUGCUCUCUUCGCUCAGUUUUACAAGAAGAAGUUCCCCGAGAAUCGCGAUUUCCUCAUCUCUUGCAUCGUAUUGUAUAUAGUCUUCAAUGGGUUGUUGCAGCUGAUCAUAUACACAAAGGAGAAGAAUGCAAUCCUCUUUACCUACCCUCCUGCGGGAUCCUUCACAAGCACUGGAUUGGAGGUCUCUUCCAAGUUGCCAAGAUUCUCUGAUAUAUACACGCUUACAAUAGCGAGUGCGGAUCCCAAAUCCAUUUCUGCCAAUCCACCAGUAGAGUUGACAAAGAGUGUUACUAAGUGGUUCACCAAGGAUGGAGUUUUGGUGGAGGGCAUUUUCUGGAAAGAUGUUGAAGCAUUGGUUGAUGAAUAUUCGAAAGAACCAAAAAAGAGAAAAUGAUUCAAGCUUCAAACCUCAUUUGGUAGGGCAACAGCAACACUAGUUGGGCAGGAAGAGCCAUAGUUAUACUUUCGUGUAAUCAUAGAUUUUAUGCGGAGUGAUAUGCUUCUUUACAUUGAUAAUUUUAAAACCAAACCCUUUGUCGAAGUUUCUUCCAAUUUUAGAAGGCAAGUUAUGGCAUGAUUUUUAGCCAUGUCUCUCCGUUACUGAAAUUGAGAAAGUUGGAUUUUUCCUUUUAGAGAAUCCUAUGAUACGAUCGGUUGCGCGGUCUAAACAGUCAGAUCUAUGUCAAAUUCUCUUAAAAUUUGCAUUUCUGUUUAUAUUUUCAUAUGAUUAAAAAUGUGAUUAACGAUCGAGUGCGUGCAGUAUAUGUAAUUUAACUCCAUCUUUGUUUGAUA
Molecule: messenger RNA, 1175 nt
Organism: Morus notabilis
Lineage: Eukaryota; Viridiplantae; Streptophyta; Magnoliopsida; Rosales; Moraceae
Product: probable signal peptidase complex subunit 2
Exons: 5
Coding region: 202-777 (191 amino acids)
Biological process (GO): protein targeting to ER
Cellular component (GO): signal peptidase complex; membrane
Source: RefSeq, a predicted model, not a curated record